Molecule: messenger RNA, 843 nt
Organism: Rangifer tarandus platyrhynchus (Svalbard reindeer)
Lineage: Eukaryota; Metazoa; Chordata; Mammalia; Artiodactyla; Cervidae
Source: the annotation of a GenBank genome assembly
AUGUGGAAGACCCCUCUCUCGUACUUGAGCAACGACGAAGAAGACGAAGAAGAAGAAGAAGAAGUCUCCCCAAUCUCCUCUUUCUCAGUCUUCACUCUCCACUUGCUGCUGCUAGCAAAAACCACUUACUACUGCUACCACUACUACUACUACCACUGCUCAGAGUGCUGCUGCCAUUACUACUACCAGUCAGACUGCUGUGGCCAGCACUGCUGCUUGUCCCCGCUGCUUCUGUUGCAGCUGCUGCUGCUGCUGGCCCCGCUGCUGCUGCUGCUGCAGCUGCUGCUGCUGCUGCCUUCACUUGUAGCAGCAGCAUUGCCGAGAGAUGAGCGGCUGAUGCUGCCAGGCCUUACGCCAUUUCCUUGGGCACGAGGAAGUGGGAAAGAGAACAAAGAAUGGGCGGACGGUCGCUGCUCUCUAUUGCUGCUACCUCCUGCUGCUGCUGCUGCUGACGAAGAAGAAGAAAAAGUGGAGGAAUCAACAGCAGCACCGACUAUCGCAGGGCAGCACAUCUGCAGACGCAGCAGAUCGGAUUUGUCUUCUUCGUGGGGGAGAAGCAAAGCGGGACAAGGUUCCUAUAGUCGAAGAAGCAGGUGCUUCAUGCCCCGAUGUAGCAGCAGCAGCAGCAGCAGCGGGAGGAGGGCGCGUCUACGGCAGCAGCACCAGCAGCUCCUGCUGCAACAGGAGCAGCAGCACCCGCUGCUGCAGCUGUGGAUGCAGACAGCGGAGAUGACCGAGCAGGCACUCGGCGUGGCUAAUACCUCCUCCUCCUCCUCCUCAUUAUCGUCAACAAAGGCGUCUAGCACGGAGCUCAACAUUUCCUCAACAGACACGAAAGAAUAG